This is a messenger RNA of Portunus trituberculatus (swimming crab), 5085 nucleotides long. Its product is annotated as mucin-2-like. NCBI's taxonomy places the organism in Eukaryota, Metazoa, Arthropoda, Malacostraca, Decapoda, Portunidae. The transcript has 9 exons. The record is from RefSeq and is a predicted model, not a curated record. Bases 52 to 2400 code for a protein of 782 amino acids.
ACAGCAGCACACUGCAAGAGGUACACACUCCUUCCUGCGCCUCGCCUCGACAUGGUCUUCGUCGUGCUGUGUCUGGCCCUGGUGCUGGCACCGUGGGCUGCCGCCUCGCCCGUCCACAACUCCACUGCUCUUACGGUCACCCACGGCCACAAUAAUCGAACGAGAAGAUGCUUUGGCCAUCAUGGGGGCCAUCAUCAUGGAGGUUACAACUCGUGGCCCUGGUGCAACAACUAUUACCAUGACCCUUGCUACAACCCCUGCUGGCCAUCAUGGCCAAUAUCAACUGUACCCACCACCACGAAGCCCACCACCUGGCCCACCUACAUCCCCACUCUUCCCCCCUUCACCAGGCCGCCCUACACACCCGGGCCAACUUACAUACCCAUCAUGCCCACGAGACCACCCAGACCGACUACGAGACCAACCUACAGACCCAUUAUGCCUACUAGACCACCCAUAGCCACUACAAGACCAACCUACAGACCCAUUAUGCCUACUAGACCACCCAUAGCCACUACAAGACCAACCUACAGACCCAUUAUGCCCACCAGACCACCCAUAGCCACUACGAGACCAACCUACAGACCUAUCAUGCCUACGAGACCACCUAGACCGACUACGAGACCAACUUACAGACCCAUUAUGCCCACGAGACCACCCAUAGCCACCACAAGACCAACCUACAGACCUAUCAUGCCCACAAGACCAACUUACAGACCCAUUAUGCCCACGAGACCACCCAUAGCCACCACAAGACCAACCUACAGACCUAUUAUGCCCACAAGACCACCCAUAGCCACCACGAGACCAACUUACAGACCCAUUAUGCCUACGAGACCAACCAUAGCCACCACGAGACCAACUUACAGACCCAUUAUGCCCACAAGACCACCCAUAGCCACUACGAGACCAACCUACAGACCCAUAAUGCCCACGAGACCACCCAUAGCCACCACGAGACCAACCUACAGACCCAUUAUGCCCACGAGGACACCUAUUCCCACUAGAUGGCCACCCUACACUCCUAUCAUCCCCACGAGGACACCUAUACCCACGAGGCCACCAUACACACCCAUCAUGCCCACGAGAACACCUAUACCCGAGAGACCACCCUACACUCCUAUCAUGCCCACGAGGACACCUAUACCUACUAGAUGGCCACCCUACACUCCUAUCAUGCCCACUAGGACACCUAUACCCACGAGACCACCAUACACUCCUAUCAUGCCCACGAGGACACCUAUACCUACUAGAUGGCCACCCUACACUCCUAUCAUGCCCACUAGGACACCUAUACCCACGAGACCACCCUACACUCCUAUCAUGCCCACGAGGACACCCACACCUACAUACAUUCCUAUCAUGCCCACGAGGACAGCCAUACCCACCAGGUGGCCACCAAACAGCCCCCCGCCCUACAGCCCCGUGAUGCCGACAGUGACCUGGUACCCUACCUUCCCGACAGUGACAGAAGCCUACGCGAAGAGAGGGUGCAACAGAAUCUGCAUGGACGAGCACAAGAUGCAUUACUGCUGCGACACAACCACCACGCAGACCCCCACCACGCUAGCGUCCCGGGGCACGUGUCCACCUCAGACCUACCCCUGCACAACGCCCGCCGCCAACAACACUAAUCAGCGCAGCUGUAUAUUUGACUACCAGUGCCCGGACGACCACGGGUGUUGCUACGACCACUGCCUUCAGGAGUACAAGUGUAGUCGCCUGCUGCCCCACGCUUCCACCACCACGCCCACGCCGCGCCUCUCUCACCAUCAUGAGGAUGAAACAAGAGUAGAGCGUUCCUUGCAGGAGGAAGAACAGCCUGCAGCUGUGCAGGAAACCUUCGCAACCAGCCAGACCCAGCCACAGGUGACCUCAGGACGCCACGGUGAAGAAACACGCCUCGCCGUGAUGGUGGAUGAGGAGCAGCCAGGCAGCGGCCAGCACCUGCUGCAACUUCUCACACAUCUGCAGCAACCACCCAACCUUCCCAUCCUGUUCCUGCCCCUUCACCCGCUGACGGACGACAGGAAGACAGUAUGGGAAGUGGUGCAGUGCGCGGCGCAGGCAGCCCUGGAGCAGAAGGCAGCCUUGCACCUCGUGGGCUGCGUCCUGACUGCCCCGCCUCCACGCCUACCUCAGCUCGACUCCCUCCUCUCCAUAGUCAAACAGUGUGGACGUGACCACCGUGUGAGUUGGAUGGGUCUACAGCUUUGCGCGGAGCAUGACGAAGGACGAGGCAUGUUGCGGGACGCCCUCCUGCGCCACGCUCGUCUGCUGCAAACUGCCAGGACGCGCCAGAUGACCGCAGCACGGCCUGCCAUUGCUAUCCUCGCCGUUAACGGGACCUUGGUGGAGACAGACACCUCGCCUAUCCCAGCCAUCACAUCCGGCAAAUAGGUUCCCUGAGGUCUCUCUACAGGGCGGCGGGAUAGUUUUGUCAGUCACCUCAUAGCACAUCACUGCCACGGUUUUUGCGUCACAUCUGCUACUAACAGAAGAGCUUUCAUUGAUGUGAAGCAGGGGGAGGGGAGAAUUUCUUUAUAUGAACCAGAUACGUAACCAGUUUUUAAGAUAAGGAAAAUAAAUUUAUAAAUGCAUAUACAUAGGCUAUAUCUUCACAUGCAGGAGAGAGAGAGAGAGAGAGAGAGAGAGAGAGAGAGAGAGAGAGAGAGAGAGAGAGAGAGAGAGAGAGAGAUUACUUAGGUUUGAAAAGGUUUCUGCCAACCUCUGAACACUUCCUUACUUAAACUAACUGAUGAUGAAAUAUUGAACAUUUCAAAGCACCAUGACAUUAACCAAUAUGUUUACAAAUCUCAAUGUGAUGCUCUUUAAUUGAUCUAAUAUUCUGUGUUAGCUGAGAACAACCCCUGCUAUGAUGUAAUCCAAAGGUGUGAAGUCUUGCCUUGAAUGGUCACAGAAUGGGUCCACAUCCUCCAAUCUAUUUUUACCAGAAUCCUUCAUUCUAAACUAUUUCUAACACCCAUUGCAAAAUAUAGUGUAGCUCCAUCAUACUACCAAUAUAAUGUCUGAAUUAUUAAGAUCAAACACUUCAACACUCACACAAGUUCCCACACAAUGGCUAUGGGUAAAUGGAUGGGAAGACUUGGUACUGUACAUGCUGGCGAGGGUUCAUACUGUAUUAAAUUCAAUAGUAAAUCUGUUUGCCACUAAUAGUGACCCACCCAAUAAAUGUAGCAUGCAAGAACAUAAAUUAACCUUUAAUGUGCAAGGUAAAUUUAGGACAGUUUUUUUUUUUUUUUUUUUUUUUUCCAGAACCAGACCAGUCAUUGGAAAUUAUGCCUGAACAUUAAAACAUAACUUGAGCAAUAUUCAAUGAUAUAUUAAUUGACUUCUGAAGUUGUUCCUAUUUCCACAUUAUUGCCUCGAACUGUUGACCAUUAAUCAUCAGAGUCACUUACUUCUCCCUAAGCAGGGGAUUCAUGCCAUUUUAACAUGUAAUCAGUAUAUUACUACCAUCAUCAAUGUACUAUUACUAUAGUUAUUACUAUAUACAACAAUGCUAAAUGUUGCUGCUGCUUUUACAAUUAUCACAUAUCUCAACACAAAUACAAAUGCACAAGCACAUACCUAAUGAAUGUCACUAGCAGCAUUUGUCAUAAUAGCUGCCAGCUCACACUAACUCUGGGUAGUGUCCAUCAGCAGGUAACUCCCUUGCUCACUCCACUGGUGUACAAAUUCUCAUUCUUGUGUAGCAUAUCUAUGACACAUUGUGUACAGAAAAAAAGAAACCAAAUGGAACCUUUUCAAAUAUUUGCAAGGCAUAGAAUCAUGGUAAGGCAGACAAGGUGCACAAGGCCUGUGUCAGUAUGGCUAGCUUUUGUAAUGUAUCAGAAAAUAUUACAAUAAAUUUACAUAGUGAAAAGUAAAAGGCAAUACAAAAUAAUACCAGCCCCUAAGAUAGGGAAAGGAAAAAUUCAAGUACGUACAAGCAAAGAAAAGGAAUAGUUUUAUGAAAGAUCAAGUUGGGUAUGCAAGUGAAGGAGUUCAAUUUCAAGGCACUGAACAACACAUGGAAAAAUAACUUGGUGUCUGUUUUCUGAAAUCUAAAGACCUUUUAAAAAGAAAAUAAACAAUAAUGGCAACUUCAUCCACCUGAAUACAGAAGCAGAAUCAGAAAUUGCUGUCUUAAGCUAACCCUCAGCACUAUUGAUGACUAAUAUUUCACUUUCCAAGACCAAGGACAGUGCUAUUCUUUGUUUGUGGAUUGUAAUUCCAAUUUGAUGAAUGAAACUGUCCACAUGCCAAUGCAUAUCAAAGUUGAUCAAGUUGGACUUCCUUCGUGCAUAGGUAUUUAUGAGACAUUCUUCCCUAUAUCCAUUACAUGCUAGGCUUUAAUUUCCAAAAUGCCUUAUAGAGUUUCUAUGGUUCUCCUAACUUCAUCUCAAGUUUCCUUUUUUUUUUUUUUUUUUUGCUGUUCUAUUGCUAUUGUGGUAGAUGAUUAUUAUUCUUGUAAAUCUAUCAAUUGUGGGGUUUCUUAAAAAGCACAAUAUGAAGUUGGAUGCAAGACUAUUUGAGGAACUGAAAGACAGACAAAUGAAGAAUAACCAAAGAUAACAUUUCAAGCUGGAGUGAGAUAACACACAGAGUACCACUGGGAUUUGUAUGAGCAUUGAUUUCCUGUUUCAGAUCUACAUAAAUUAUAUGCAUAAAGGAUUAAAUAGCUACAUUAAUUUGUUUGCUGAUGAUGCAAUGUCUUUUUCUUUCUUUUUGCUUAACUCACAUAUACUUCACUGCAAAGAUCUGACAUGAAGCACUGCUGAGAGGGAAGUAAAGUCUAUAUAUGGUACCUAAUACCUGCCAUCCAAGAGAUUAAUAUUAUCUGGUAAGGACUGCUGCAAUAUAAGACUUAGAAAUAGUGCAUAGUUGUAUACAGUUAAAAUAUAUGAAUUUAUGUGGUAAAUGUACAGUUAACACUCUGUACUUGUAAAAAAGUAUUUUACUUUAUGGGACCCAACAUUAAGUGUUUUAUAGUACUACACUCUUCACUCACUUAACACAUGACCAUGUUCCUGAGGAUUGUGCAUUUAAUGAAAAUGCAUUAAAUAAACUGUACUUCCUAAC